AUGACCAGGAUUCGGAACCAAAAGAACCAAGACGACAAGGAGGAGAAAACGCGAAAACCUCCUCCCGCCAAGAGAGCCCUUUCUGACGCUAACGACUCAUUGUGCUCCGAAGUUGAUGACCAGCUCGAAGAAAUCCGUUCCCAGCUCUCCCAAGUCCUCGCCGACAACAAGGAUUUCAAAACUUUCAUCGCUGAGCAUGAGCAAAAGAUGGCGGUGAUCGUUCAACAAAACACUAACCUCAUCUCACAAUGCUCAACGCUUAUGGCUCGGAAUGACCUCCUCGCAGCUGAGAACGCCAGACUGCAGAAAGAACUGACUGAUCUUCAAUCCACCCACAAGAAAAAAAUCUCAUUUGCCGACGUCGCCGCUCCUCGCGUUCCUGUCGAGCUUUCCCAUCUCGCAACUAGAGUCCAGUUGACCCGCGAAGCUGCAUCUUUAAAGGACAAAAGCCUUCAAGCUGCUGUUGAACGGUUGCCGGACCUGAAAUCCGAUGAACAGGACAAACUGGACCGUGAACUGAUCGAGAAGAUUUGCGUGGCCGCCAAAAUCCAAGUUCCUGAAACAACCUUCCGUCACGAAUGCAGAAAUAAACGUCGCCCCCUAAAAGUGCGGUUCCUCAACACCCAGGAUCGCGACGCGUUUAUCCGAGGUUUUCGUAUUGGUCUCGCUGGAACCUAUUUCACUUCCGACAUUCCGCCCCGUGCACGAAGGGACAUGACUGAGACUGAGUUGACCCUUCUCCGACAACUCAGAAAGAAGGCCUACGAAGACAAUCUUAAAGCUGGCGUCUUCAAGUUCUAUGUUAGAGAAGUACAGAUCGUCUCAACAAGUGAACCACGCGCCUUCGUCGUUCACUCACGAGGCGGGAAAAACACGUGA
Caenorhabditis auriculariae is the source of this 879-nucleotide messenger RNA. Lineage: Eukaryota; Metazoa; Nematoda; Chromadorea; Rhabditida; Rhabditidae. The record is from the annotation of a GenBank genome assembly.